Messenger RNA from Urocitellus parryii (Arctic ground squirrel), 6737 nucleotides. It is a transcript of the gene Polr2a, whose product is annotated as RNA polymerase II subunit A. The record is from RefSeq and is a predicted model, not a curated record. Gene Ontology annotation, cellular component: RNA polymerase II, core complex. Gene Ontology annotation, molecular function: DNA binding. NCBI's taxonomy places the organism in Eukaryota, Metazoa, Chordata, Mammalia, Rodentia, Sciuridae. Gene Ontology annotation, biological process: transcription by RNA polymerase II.
GAGAGCGCGACCGGGACGGUUGGAGAGGAAGGCGGCUCCCGGAAGGGGGAGAGACAAACUGCCGUAACUUCUGCCGUUCAGGAACCCGGUUACUUAUUUAUUCGUUACCCUUUUUCUUCUUCCUCUCCCCCAAAACCUUUUCCUUUACCCACCCCCUUUUUUUUUCCUUUUUGGGAGCCGAAAAAUCUCCGGAAAGGGGGAGAAGGUUUCCUUUCGUUCUUUUUCAUUUCCCCGCCUCCUUCCCUCCCCCACCUUUCCCUCCUCCGACUUUUAACUCCCAACUCAGGGAGGUCCUUCCCUGUGGCCGCCCCGACAGGGUCUGAGCACCUAGGCGGAGGCGGCGCAGGCUUUUUGUAGCGAGGUUUGCGCCUGCGCAGCGCGCCUUCCUCUGCCAUGCACGGGGGUGGUCCCCCCUCCGGGGACAGCGCAUGCCCGCUGCGCACCAUCAAGAGAGUGCAGUUCGGAGUCCUGAGUCCGGAUGAGCUGAAGCGGAUGUCUGUGACAGAGGGUGGUAUCAAAUACCCAGAGACGACUGAGGGAGGCCGCCCCAAGCUUGGGGGACUAAUGGAUCCAAGGCAGGGAGUGAUUGAAAGGACCGGUCGCUGUCAAACCUGUGCAGGGAACAUGACAGAAUGUCCUGGGCACUUUGGCCACAUCGAACUGGCCAAGCCUGUGUUUCACGUGGGCUUCCUGGUGAAGACGAUGAAGGUUUUGCGUUGUGUCUGCUUCUUUUGUUCCAAACUGCUUGUGGACUCUAACAACCCAAAGAUCAAGGACAUCCUGGCCAAAUCCAAGGGGCAGCCCAAGAAGAGGCUCACACAUGUCUACGACCUUUGCAAGGGCAAAAACAUCUGUGAGGGUGGGGAGGAGAUGGACAACAAGUUCGGCGUGGAGCAGCCUGAGGGUGAUGAGGAUCUGACCAAAGAGAAGGGCCAUGGUGGCUGUGGGCGGUAUCAACCCCGGAUCCGUCGCUCAGGCUUGGAGCUGUAUGCUGAGUGGAAACAUGUUAAUGAGGAUUCUCAGGAGAAGAAGAUCCUGCUGAGUCCAGAACGAGUGCAUGAGAUUUUCAAGCGCAUCUCAGACGAGGAGUGUUUUGUGCUGGGCAUGGAGCCCCGCUACGCUAGGCCUGAGUGGAUGAUUGUCACAGUGCUGCCUGUCCCCCCACUCUCAGUGCGGCCUGCUGUAGUGAUGCAAGGCUCUGCCCGCAACCAGGAUGAUUUGACUCACAAACUGGCUGACAUCGUGAAGAUCAACAAUCAGCUACGUAGGAAUGAACAGAAUGGGGCAGCAGCCCAUGUCAUUGCAGAGGAUGUGAAGCUCCUUCAGUUCCAUGUAGCCACCAUGGUGGACAAUGAGCUGCCUGGCUUGCCCCGUGCCAUGCAAAAGUCUGGACGUCCUCUCAAGUCCCUGAAGCAGCGCUUGAAGGGCAAGGAAGGCCGGGUGCGAGGGAACUUGAUGGGCAAGCGAGUGGACUUCUCAGCCCGCACUGUCAUCACCCCUGACCCCAACCUAUCCAUUGACCAAGUUGGCGUGCCCCGCUCCAUUGCUGCCAAUAUGACCUUUGCAGAGAUUGUCACCCCCUUCAACAUUGACAGACUUCAGGAACUAGUACGCAGGGGAAAUAGCCAGUACCCAGGAGCCAAAUAUAUAAUCCGAGACAAUGGCGAUCGCAUUGACUUGCGUUUCCACCCCAAGCCCAGUGACCUUCACCUACAGACUGGCUAUAAGGUGGAACGGCAUAUGUGUGAUGGAGACAUUGUUAUCUUCAAUCGGCAGCCAACCUUGCACAAAAUGUCCAUGAUGGGUCAUCGGGUUCGCAUCCUCCCUUGGUCUACGUUUCGCUUGAAUCUUAGUGUAACGACACCGUACAAUGCAGACUUUGAUGGGGAUGAGAUGAACUUGCACCUGCCACAGUCUCUGGAGACCAGGGCAGAGAUCCAGGAGCUGGCCAUGGUUCCCCGUAUGAUUGUCACCCCUCAGAGCAAUCGACCCGUCAUGGGCAUCGUGCAGGAUACACUCACUGCAGUGCGCAAAUUCACUAAGAGAGAUGUCUUCCUGGAGCGGGGUGAAGUAAUGAACCUCCUAAUGUUCCUAUCUACAUGGGAUGGGAAGGUCCCUCAGCCAGCCAUCCUCAAGCCCCGGCCCCUGUGGACAGGCAAACAGAUCUUCUCUCUUAUCAUACCUGGCCAUAUCAAUUGUAUCCGUACUCAUAGUACCCAUCCUGAUGACGAGGACAGUGGCCCUUACAAGCAUAUCUCUCCUGGGGACACCAAGGUUGUAGUGGAGAAUGGGGAGCUGAUCAUGGGCAUUCUGUGUAAGAAGUCUCUGGGCACCUCGGCUGGCUCCUUGGUCCACAUCUCCUACCUAGAGAUGGGUCAUGACAUUACUCGUCUCUUCUACUCCAAUAUUCAGACUGUCAUUAACAACUGGCUCCUCAUUGAGGGUCAUACCAUUGGCAUUGGGGACUCUAUUGCUGAUUCUAAGACUUAUCAGGACAUUCAGAACACUAUUAAGAAGGCCAAACAAGAUGUAAUAGAGGUCAUUGAGAAGGCUCAUAAUAAUGAGCUGGAGCCCACUCCAGGGAACACAUUGCGUCAGACUUUUGAAAACCAAGUGAAUCGCAUUCUCAAUGAUGCUCGAGACAAGACUGGCUCCUCCGCCCAGAAAUCCUUGUCUGAAUACAACAACUUCAAGUCUAUGGUGGUGUCAGGAGCUAAAGGUUCCAAGAUCAACAUCUCACAGGUUAUUGCUGUUGUGGGGCAGCAGAACGUGGAGGGCAAGCGGAUCCCAUUUGGGUUCAAGCACCGGACUUUGCCUCACUUCAUCAAGGAUGAUUAUGGACCUGAGAGCCGUGGCUUUGUGGAGAACUCUUACCUAGCUGGCCUCACACCAACUGAGUUUUUCUUCCAUGCCAUGGGGGGUCGAGAGGGGCUCAUCGACACAGCUGUCAAGACUGCUGAGACUGGGUAUAUCCAGCGGCGUCUGAUCAAGUCCAUGGAGUCAGUGAUGGUGAAAUACGAUGCAACUGUGCGGAACUCCAUCAACCAGGUGGUGCAGCUGCGAUAUGGCGAGGAUGGCCUGGCAGGAGAGAGUGUUGAAUUUCAGAACCUAGCUACGCUGAAACCUUCUAACAAGGCUUUUGAGAAGAAGUUCCGCUUCGAUUAUACCAAUGAGAGGGCCCUGCGGCGAACUCUGCAGGAGGAUCUGGUAAAGGAUGUGCUAAGCAAUGCACAUAUACAGAACGAGCUGGAACGGGAAUUUGAAAGGAUGCGUGAGGAUCGGGAGGUGCUUAGGGUCAUCUUCCCGACUGGUGACAGCAAGGUUGUUCUCCCCUGUAACCUUCUGCGAAUGAUCUGGAAUGCUCAGAAAAUCUUUCACAUCAACCCUCGCCUUCCCUCUGAUCUGCACCCCAUCAAAGUGGUAGAGGGAGUCAAGGAAUUGAGCAAGAAGCUGGUGAUUGUGAAUGGGGAUGACCCACUAAGCCGGCAGGCUCAGGAGAAUGCCACACUGCUCUUCAACAUCCACCUGCGAUCCACACUAUGCUCCCGCCGCAUGGCUGAGGAGUUUCGGCUCAGUGGAGAGGCUUUUGACUGGCUGCUUGGGGAGAUUGAAUCCAAGUUCAAUCAGGCCAUUGCCCAUCCUGGGGAAAUGGUGGGAGCUCUGGCUGCACAGUCCCUUGGAGAACCUGCUACCCAGAUGACCUUGAAUACUUUUCAUUAUGCUGGUGUGUCCGCCAAGAAUGUGACCCUGGGAGUACCCCGACUUAAGGAGCUCAUCAACAUUUCUAAGAAGCCAAAGACCCCAUCACUCACUGUCUUCCUGCUGGGCCAGUCUGCUCGAGAUGCUGAGAGGGCCAAGGACAUUCUGUGCCGCCUAGAGCAUACAACAUUGAGGAAGGUGACUGCCAACACAGCCAUUUACUAUGACCCCAAUCCCCAAAGCACAGUGGUGGCAGAGGAUCAGGAGUGGGUGAAUGUCUACUAUGAAAUGCCUGACUUUGAUGUGGCCCGAAUCUCCCCCUGGUUGUUGCGGGUGGAGCUGGACCGGAAGCACAUGACUGACCGGAAGCUGACUAUGGAGCAGAUUGCUGAAAAGAUUAAUGCUGGUUUUGGUGAUGACUUGAAUUGCAUCUUUAAUGAUGAUAAUGCAGAAAAGCUGGUCCUUCGUAUACGUAUUAUGAACAGUGAUGAAAACAAGAUGCAAGAGGAAGAAGAGGUGGUAGACAAGAUGGAUGAUGAUGUCUUCCUGCGCUGCAUUGAAUCUAACAUGCUGACAGAUAUGACCCUGCAGGGCAUCGAGCAGAUCAGCAAGGUGUACAUGCACUUGCCACAGACUGACAACAAGAAGAAGAUCAUCAUCACGGAGGACGGGGAAUUCAAGGCCCUGCAGGAGUGGAUCCUGGAGACGGAUGGUGUCAGCUUGAUGCGAGUAUUGAGCGAGAAAGAUGUGGACCCUGUGCGCACCACUUCCAAUGACAUUGUGGAAAUCUUCACGGUGCUGGGCAUUGAGGCUGUGCGGAAGGCUCUGGAGCGGGAGCUGUACCAUGUCAUCUCCUUUGAUGGUUCCUAUGUCAAUUACCGGCAUUUGGCGCUCUUGUGUGAUACCAUGACCUGUCGUGGCCACUUGAUGGCCAUUACCCGACAUGGAGUCAACCGCCAGGACACUGGACCUCUCAUGAAAUGUUCCUUUGAGGAAACGGUGGAUGUGCUUAUGGAAGCAGCUGCCCAUGGGGAGAGUGACCCCAUGAAGGGGGUGUCUGAGAAUAUUAUGCUGGGCCAGCUAGCUCCAGCUGGCACUGGCUGUUUUGAUCUCCUACUUGAUGCAGAGAAGUGCAAGUAUGGAAUGGAGAUCCCCACCAACAUCCCUGGCUUGGGGGCUGCUGGACCCACUGGCAUGUUCUUCGGCUCAGCACCCAGUCCCAUGGGAGGAAUUUCUCCUGCCAUGACACCCUGGAACCAGGGUGCAACCCCAGCCUAUGGCGCCUGGUCCCCAAGUGUUGGGAGUGGGAUGACCCCAGGGGCAGCUGGCUUUUCUCCCAGUGCUGCUUCAGAUGCCAGUGGUUUCAGCCCAGGUUACUCUCCUGCCUGGUCUCCCACACCAGGCUCUCCAGGCUCUCCUGGCCCUUCAAGCCCAUACAUCCCUUCUCCAGGUGGUGCCAUGUCACCCAGCUACUCGCCAACAUCACCUGCUUACGAGCCUCGCUCCCCUGGGGGCUACACACCCCAGAGUCCCUCAUAUUCCCCCACUUCACCUUCCUACUCCCCAACCUCUCCAUCCUAUUCUCCAACCAGUCCCAACUAUAGCCCCACGUCACCCAGCUACUCCCCAACCUCUCCCAGUUAUUCCCCAACAUCUCCUAGUUAUUCGCCAACCUCUCCCAGCUACUCGCCAACGUCUCCCAGCUAUUCACCAACAUCGCCAAGCUAUUCACCAACAUCACCCAGCUACUCCCCAACCUCUCCCAGCUACUCGCCAACGUCUCCCAGCUAUUCACCAACAUCUCCCAGUUACUCACCAACUUCACCCAGCUACUCUCCCACUUCCCCUAGCUAUUCACCAACAUCUCCCAGCUACUCGCCUACAUCUCCAAGCUACUCACCAACUUCCCCAAGUUACUCACCCACCAGUCCAAACUACUCUCCAACCAGUCCUAAUUAUACCCCAACGUCACCUAGCUACAGCCCAACAUCACCCAGCUACUCGCCUACUAGUCCCAACUACACACCAACUAGCCCUAACUACAGCCCUACCUCUCCAAGCUACUCCCCAACUUCACCCAGCUAUUCACCAACCUCACCAAGCUAUUCCCCCUCAAGCCCACGGUACACACCACAGUCUCCAACUUAUACCCCAAGCUCUCCCAGCUAUAGCCCUAGCUCUCCUAGCUACAGCCCUACAUCUCCCAAGUAUACCCCAACCAGUCCUUCCUACAGUCCUAGCUCACCAGAGUAUACCCCAACCUCUCCUAAGUACUCGCCUACCAGCCCCAAAUAUUCACCCACUUCUCCCAAGUACUCUCCUACCAGCCCCACCUAUUCACCCACUACUCCAAAGUAUUCACCAACAUCUCCUACUUACUCACCAACGUCUCCAGUUUAUACCCCAACCUCCCCCAAGUAUUCACCUACUAGCCCCACUUAUUCACCAACCUCCCCCAAGUACUCACCCACCAGCCCUACCUACUCGCCCACCUCCCCUAAAGGCUCUACCUACUCUCCCACUUCCCCUGGCUACUCACCCACCAGCCCCACCUACAGCCUCACCAGCCCAGCCAUCAGCCCGGAUGACAGUGAUGAGGAGAAUUGAGGGUAAGCAGGGUGCCGCAGCAGCUGGCUAGGACCAGGGGCAACCUUGGUGGCGCUGUGUAUUCCUCUGUCUCCCUCCUGGGCUGUGACCCUGGCCCACCUCCCUUUGUACAUAACUCCUUGUGACAAAGUUUGCCCUAUAAGUUCUGGAUCCUGUUUCUGAUAGGGCUUUUUGUCUGUUCUCCACUUGUGCUGUUUCAGAACCCACUGACCUAKCUGUGGGGUUCCUCCUGCCCUCUGCCUGACCCCACAGUGAAGGUCUUUCCUUGCCUGUGACUGGAUUUGGGGUUAAAGGGUCUUUUAACUUUGUAGGGGUAGUUCCUGCUCAGAGUUGUACAUCUGAUCCUCGGGAAGAACAAAGUUUAAGCUGCCUUUUGUCUGUUAUUUUAUUUUUUGAAGUUUAAAUAAAGUUUACUAAUUUUGACCAAAAGU